AUGUCGAACCUCCCCAAGCAGAUGAAGGCUCUCCGAUACGAGAAGCCUGAGGAUUGGUCAAUUGUCCAGGUUCCUCUCCCAGAGCUCCGCGAGAAUGACGUCCUGGUCAAGGUUCGGGCUUGCGGUGUUUGUGGCACUGACUUGCACAUCCACGAGGGCGAGUUCAUUGCCAAGUUCCCCUUGAUCCCUGGCCACGAGACCGUCGGUGUUGUCGCCGCUGUUGGACCCAAAGUCAAGGACUUCAAGGUUGGCGACCGCGUCGCUGCCGACAACUCCGAACUCUGCAAUGAGUGCUUCUACUGCCGCCGCGGAGAGCUGCUGCUCUGCGAGAAGUUCGAGGCCCAUGGUGUCACCAUGAACGGUGGCUUCGCCGAAUACUGCGCGUACCCCGCCGGCAAGGUCUUCAAGAUUCACAACCUCAACGACGUCGAUGCCACCCUCCUCGAGCCCGCUUCCUGCGCCUGCCACGGCCUGGACAAGAUCCGCCCCCGCCUGGGAUCCAGCGUUCUGAUGUUCGGCGCCGGCCCCACCGGUCUUAUGCUUGCCCAGCUCAUGCGCCACAACGGUGGCUGCAACGUCACCAUCGCCGCUCCCCAGGGUCUCAAGAUGGACCUUGCCAAGAGCCUCGACGCCGCCGACCACUACAUUGAGCUCUCUCGCAAGGAGCCCGAGGCACAGUUCGCCCAGCUCAAGAAGGACCACCCGUACGGUUUUGACGUCGUUGUUGAGGCCACUGGUUCCGUCAAGAUUCUCGAGGACGCCAUCAACUACGUCCGUCGCGGCGGCAAGCUCGUCGUCUACGGUGUCUACUCCGACUCCGCCCGUGUCUCUUGGCCUCCUUCCAAGAUCUUCGGCGACGAGAUCACCAUUCUCGGAUCCUUCUCCGAAACCUACAUGUUCCCCGCCACCAUCGACUACCUCGACUCCGGCAAGGUCCGCACCAAGGGCAUCGUCAACAAGACCUUCAAGCUCGAGCAGUUCGGCGAGGCUCUCGAGUCUAUCCGCAACAAGAGCGCCAUCAAGGCUGCUAUCGUCUUCGACGAUGCCACCGGAGUGUAA
This is a messenger RNA of Colletotrichum gloeosporioides, 1059 nucleotides long. RefSeq names its product D-arabinitol dehydrogenase 1. Gene Ontology annotation, molecular function: zinc ion binding; oxidoreductase activity. The coding region runs from base 1 to 1059 and encodes 352 amino acids. NCBI's taxonomy places the organism in Eukaryota, Fungi, Ascomycota, Sordariomycetes, Glomerellales, Glomerellaceae. The transcript has 9 exons. The record is from RefSeq and is a predicted model, not a curated record.